AUGGUCGUCACUAAGGAGAUGGUGAAGUUGGUGGGUUGGGUCGCGGGAGCUUUGAGGAUGUCAGUCCUUAAGGCAGGGAUCCAGGGAAUAGGGUUCCUGCACCUCUUGUUCUAUCCGCAGAUCUAUGCCUUUGGGGAGAUUGAUGGCUCUCUACGAGGCAUGGCGAAAUAUCAGAUAUGCGUCUCCUCCGUGGUCACCGACAGCAUUGAACUUUGUGGUGCCGGCAUACGUGGCGCAUCAAGGAAGCAUCCAAAAUUGAAACGCUGGCCAUACAAGAUGUUAAAGAAUUCUACUCCACUUACCAGCGCCAUGAUGGACGAAACGGACCAAUCUGGCGGCCAAACCUAA
Coccidioides immitis RS is the source of this 348-nucleotide messenger RNA. RefSeq lists its product as uncharacterized. The coding region runs from base 1 to 348 and encodes 115 amino acids. The transcript is spliced from 3 exons. Lineage: Eukaryota; Fungi; Ascomycota; Eurotiomycetes; Onygenales; Onygenaceae. The record is from RefSeq and is a predicted model, not a curated record.